AUGGUGUCGGAAUUAACGGGCGUGUAUAAGGAACACAACUUUGUUCAUGAGAUAGAUAGAUACCAGAAGCAAACGCUGCUAAGUAUAAGCUUCCUGUUCUUCUUUGCGGUAGUUGGGCUGAGUUUGUGGAAGGAAAAUCGAAACGUUCUACCUGGGAGUCGUUUGCGAAUUGGCUAGAAAAAGAAGCGAAAAUAUGCGAGUCAAAGCAGAGGUGGAUGCUGGAAAAGCAAGAAUGGAGAAGGUUUGAUUCGACUAGGAGUGAUUUACCUAAAAGUGGUUCACGUAGGUCUGCUGGCAAUCCCGCGGUGCCAGGACUGUUUGCGGGAACAACACAAGAGACUCCCGCAAGUGAUGAAAAGUUGA
This is a messenger RNA of Porites lobata, 363 nucleotides long. NCBI's taxonomy places the organism in Eukaryota, Metazoa, Cnidaria, Anthozoa, Scleractinia, Poritidae. The record is from the annotation of a GenBank genome assembly.